Theobroma umbraticum is the source of this 1306-nucleotide messenger RNA. Its product is annotated as ubiquitin carboxyl-terminal hydrolase. Lineage: Eukaryota; Viridiplantae; Streptophyta; Magnoliopsida; Malvales; Malvaceae. The record is from RefSeq and is a predicted model, not a curated record.
CAGCAGCAGAUGCUUCCUCCUUAGUCCUUAGGACUGAUUCACAGCCUCAACAGUGCGAAAAGGUGCUCCUCCAUAAACCAAACUCUCUCUCCCCUUAUUCUCUUUCUUCAAAAAUUCCACGCCAAAAAAACAAAAGAUUUCUUGUAUUUUAAUUCCUUCUACUCCAGCUAAAUCCCAUUUAAGAUGCACUCAAUUUAGACAGCACCGCCAAAAAAAGCUGUUCAAAAAGACAAUUCUUUGUCAUUUAUGAUUUACACCAAAUCAAAUUUAAACCAAAUACCUUCCUCUUUACAAAAACAAAACACAAAUCAAUACCCAUUUCGCAUUCUUAUACAUUACCAUUACAGUCCCCUUUUUCUUUUCUUUUACUGCCUGCUUAGCAAAAACACCAAAUACCCACUUCAAGAAACAUGAAAUCUGCUUAUGGGGUCACUCUUUUUCUCUUGUUUCUACUCUUUUCAGCUUAUGUCUUCAAUUACAAUGAAGCUACAAGCAUGGCCCAAGUAAAUGGGUCUUCCGAAAUGGUUCCAUUGGUGGAAGAAAAGAUGGCGAAGAUGAUGAUGUUCAAUGAAAGCAGAAGAAAGUUAGGGAGCUUCCAGAUAUGCGCUGUUUGUACAUGCUGUGGUGGAGCUAAAGGUCUUUGCUUGCCAUCUCCUUGUUGCUAUGCUAUCAAUUGCAACAUUCCAAACAGACCUUUUGGAUUCUGUUCUUUCACUCCGAAGACCUGUAAUUGCUUUGGAUGCCAUCUCUAGUUUAAAGCUUUAUUAUAUCUAUAUUUGAUCACUUUCCUUUGUUUUAAUUUAGGAGUUAAAAAGAGCUCUUGAUUCUGUUGGGAGUGUGAAAGGGGAGGAAGAGAAUAUCUGUUUUCUUCAUUUGUUUGUUUAUAAAUUUUAUAAAUUUUAUAGGGGAGGUUGCUAUUUCCAGGAUAGUUUUUUGGCUAUCUCCAGUGGGAUUUGUCUAUAAUUUUUGUUUUUCAAGGAAGUAGCGUUGCCUGGAAAUAGAUAUGCUAAGCAUUAGAGCACGAUAUAUGGAUAAUUAAGGAAACAUUGUCCCUUGUUUAUGAAGCUACUGGGUCUUAUGAUAAGGUUAUUUUUCUUCUGUUAGGAUAUAAAUUAAUGUUAGUGCUCAGUUGGGUGGAAGUGUUACUCAUGACAAAGAUUCAAGAUGUCUAUUAUUUUAAUAUUGUUUUGUUACCUUUUUUAUUUAUAUGUUUAAUGUAUUAGUGGGGUGUAAUGCAGAAUGCAACUUGGAAAAGUGUAAGAGUAUCUUAUUUUAAUGUUAAUUUGUUUUUGGACAGUUUUGUUUA